AGGAGCUCUGGGAGUGAUUCUAAACGAAGAAAAACAGCCACAAAGUCAAAGCUAUGGACCGCUCACUUUGCUUGUUUUGCCGACUGGUUUUGUUUUAAAACGCCUACAUCAGUUGAAAAGCAAAUACUUUUCAAAGCUGUACUUGGACUGAAGAGGAUUAAGCCCGAUCUUGAAGACGAUGAGAAUACCGUUAAGGAAAAGAUUACCUCAGAUGCCUUGGAUAGUCAAGGGGAACCAGAAGGAUUUCCCGCCCUUCGAACAUGUGGCAGCUUUGAGCUAAUGCAGUGCAGUCCGAACUGUAGGGACUUAACUGGAAUUACUUGUGCAUGGAAUGCAAAGGACCUCAGAGCUAAUCUGGGAGGUGGGCAAGGCAAAAUGUGUCUGGUACCUAUACAGAAAUCCCUUUCUAUGAGACCCCUUGCACUAAAGGGUGCUGAAUCUGCACUUAAAGAAAAAUGUAACAAAUCCAAGAAAGAGAUUUUGGUUCGUGAACUAAGAAAGCAUCUAUGGGAUUGUGAAGAUGCAGAUGAUGAGAUCGAUGAUUCAACCCUGCAUGCCUCUGUGUUUGAAACACGACCAACAACUCUUGGGUCCUCAACAACUACAACAGCUGUUUUAAGCCAUGUAGUUUUGGAAAGCACCCAGAGGAAUCUCACCACUUCUGCUGUUGAUUCCCUGGUUUCACACAGCCCUUCAGUUGUAGAGAGAAGUUCUACUGCCAUGAAUCCUGAUCCAGCUAACCCUCCAUCUUUGAAUUCAAGUGGAGAAGACUCUAGUAUUGACACACCCUUAACCAUGGCAAAAAUGUCAGUGGAUGAAGUGGUCAAUAAAACUGUCCAUAUUGCCAGACACAAUGUCAACAAUCCAGUAGACAUCUUACGGUGUUUUCAACAAAACAUAGUCACUGGAAUAGACCUAGAAGUUGAAAAAGCACACAAACCAACAGAGGGAGAAACCAAUUAUAUUAUGGUUGAUCGUUCAAACCUACUUCAAUCAUCAUUUGAUGAGUUAAGUUGUCUGCAAGACUACAGAAAGACCUUAGAAGUGCAAUUUUAUGAU
Porites evermanni is the source of this 1059-nucleotide messenger RNA. NCBI's taxonomy places the organism in Eukaryota, Metazoa, Cnidaria, Anthozoa, Scleractinia, Poritidae. The record is from the annotation of a GenBank genome assembly.